This is a messenger RNA of Haemonchus placei, 1308 nucleotides long. The record is from the annotation of a GenBank genome assembly. Lineage: Eukaryota; Metazoa; Nematoda; Chromadorea; Rhabditida; Trichostrongylidae.
UAUCACAUGGUUGUGCUUAAUGUACCGGAUGACAUAAUACAACAAUCAUUGAGCGAAAGUCUUUUCAACACCUUCGGAUUGAUAUUGUCACGGAAUGCCAAGGAUAUACUUUGGGCGAUACUGGUCUCAUGCCAAAGUCUUGGGGCCUUAGUCGGAUGCUUCAUGGUUACUCCAUUAUUACGACGGUUUGGUGUCAAAACGUUCUUGCUUGACUUCGCUCCGUUGCUCAUCGUGGGUCGUCUUCUGAUCGGAGUAUUUACUGGUAUUGCCUGUGCUCUACUGCCAUUGUUCGUUCAGCAAGUCGCUCCAAAACAGAUUAAGAGUUCGCUAAGCUGCUUUGUCCACAUAUCAGUAUGCUUUGGUGCUGCUGUUGCUGCCGUAUUAUCUCUUAACUUCCUUCUUGGAGGUCAACAUACAUGGGGCUGGUUGUUGUUCGCACCAGCUAUCCUGGCGCUGGUACCAGACUCUAAUGAAGGUUUCUUUAGGUUUUACUACGAUAUUUCGUAUGACGAUGAUGAUGAAGCGAUCCAAGAAUACUGGGACAUGGUACCUGAGAUGCCAAAUCAAAUGGGUUUCGUGGAAGCUUCAAUGAGUUCGACCAUACGCAAAGGUGCCCUCCUAGGUAUAGUAGUGAGCGCCAGUCAAGUCUUUUCUGGAAGUGUUGCGUCAAUUUCUUACUCCACCAGUAUGUUCGAGGCUGUUUCGUUCACAAAAGUGUUGAUUCCUUUUCUUCCUGCCUUGGGUGCGGUUUUCUCCAUAAUCCUUACCGUACCAGCUCUACAACUAGUAAAGCUUCUUUCUAGGAAUUUUCGUCGAAUUAGUUUUUGUUACCGUUAUCCUUUUCUUGUUGUACGUACAUUGUCAUUGUGUCUUGUUGCCGACUGCCUUUUACUCAUAUUUUCUCUUCUGUCCAUGGAAGGAUGGUGGGCAUCGUGGCUCUACCUGGUAGCAUUCUUUAUCUAUGGUCUGGGCUACAACUUAGGUGUUGGGCCACUAGCGUAUUUUAUUCCUGCAGAAUUAGUACCAGCAGAAGCAGCUGGAGCUUCUCUCGGUGUUGCGGUAGCAGUGAAUUGGCUUUGUUCCAUGAUCAGUACCCUUAUUUACUAUCCGCUGAAUGAAAGCGUUGGUGGAUGGAGUUAUCUACUCUUCAUCAUCCCAACGUCGAUAUUCCUUAUUGUUCUCUACUUCUUCCUCCCCGAAACACGAUAUCACUACCGAGCAGAUCCGACGGAGGAUCGAUUGCUGGUGGACUUGGGUCCACCAAGUCCUUAUGGAACAUUUGCUGAUGAAGUUGAUGACUUGUUUUGA